AUGUUGACCAUGGGCCAACCGCAGUUCUUCCGGUAUACCACAGAAACCGGCUAUUUCCUCCAAGAUGAGGAGACUACCGACCCGGCAACAUUCGACUAUGUAGCAACCAAUUUCGGGCUUAUUCCCAAGGUCUAUGGCACUGAAUCAGAGGACAACUCGCAAGCCACCCAGUGGCAGAGAUUCAACACACAUAUCCAAAGCCUGAAUGACCAAGCUGAGCCCCGAACGAGGUAUAAAGUUCUCUUCCUUGGGCGUCAUGGCGAAGGCGUCCAUAAUGUCGCAGAGCGUCGGUACGGCACUCAAGCAUGGGAUGACUACUGGUCUCUUCUCGACGGCGACGAGUACGGGACAUGGGUUGACGCCCGUCUCACGGACCUGGGUAUCUCCCAGGCCAAAACUGCAAAUGCUGCCUGGGCUCAGCAGAUCGAGCAUGGGAUCCCAUCUCCGCAGUCGUACUACGUGAGUCCGCUGAACCGGUGCUUGGAGACGGGUCGCAUCACGUUCGAAGGACUGGGCUUGCCCGAUACGGACCCGUUCCGGCCGUUGAUUCAAGAGCUCCUCCGAGAGACAACCGGCGUGCACACCUGCGACCGCCGAUCCAAGGCAUCCGAAAUCGCCGCUCAGUUCCCGCUCUACCGCUUCGAGCCCGACUUCGCCGAAGACGACCCGCUCUGGGACCCCAAGAGACGGGAAUCGGACAACGAGCGCAACCAGCGCCUUAUCGGGCUGCUGAACGACAUCUUUGGCAGCGACGAAAACGUGUUUCUGUCAUUGACCGCGCAUUCUGGCGCCAUCACCAGCAUCCUGGAAGUCACGGGCCAUCGGCCGUUCCCGUUGGCGACGGGCGCCGUGAUCCCCGUUGUGGUGAGAGCGGAGCAGAUCGGGCAAGGUUCGCAGGCUAGGCCGUCUGGGGCUGAUUCUGCGAUCAAUAUCCUUGCGGAUAGAGCUCGGACGGAUUCGGAUCUAACUGCCCUUAUGAAAGUGGUGGCGUCGGGACGGGCGUCGGCCGAGCAGAUGGAGGCACUUCAACGAUGUGUGGAUCAGGCUGAAGUGGUACAGGGGUGA
Messenger RNA from Penicillium alfredii, 1065 nucleotides. Its product is annotated as phosphoglycerate mutase family protein. Bases 1 to 1065 code for a protein of 354 amino acids. NCBI's taxonomy places the organism in Eukaryota, Fungi, Ascomycota, Eurotiomycetes, Eurotiales, Aspergillaceae. The record is from RefSeq and is a predicted model, not a curated record. Gene Ontology annotation, cellular component: cytoplasm. Gene Ontology annotation, molecular function: phosphatase activity. The transcript has 4 exons.